GGUCUGCGAGGCGAGGGAAGCCGGCGCCGCGGCUGCUCCGCUGCUGCUUGUCCCGCCGAAGGCGCGGGCUCAGGUGGGUUGGCCGGAGCUGCGCGUGUGCACAGGGACGCGAAUGCACCGGGGCCUGAUUCGAGCCCCAAACUGGCUCCGGCCCCCUCCUGCCUUUGCACCUAGUUAAGAGAAACUCUGAGGACAUGCCGAGUGCCUCCCUCCCCCUUCCAGGAAACUGUUCUUCCUUUUCUCCUGUCACUCUUGUCAUCUACUGCAGUCUUUUCCAACAUGGUGUCCUGUGGAUGGUUUGGACUUCCUUUCCCAUCACCCCCAGCCAGCAUAACGAAUGGAAAGGAAUUCGGAGUUACAGGCUAGAAGGCAUGAAGGGUGACACAGGCUGAUUCACUGAAUGAAAUCUUUCCAUUGGUUGAACAUGAUUCAUACUAAUACAACUUCCUCCUUCCAUUGCACUAGUUUAUGGUUUCUUCUUUUUUUAAUGUUCGCUAUGGAUCACUAUGCACAAUUAUAAAUAUUUUAGAUCACCUUUAAAGGCCAAAACCUAUUUUCCCCUUCUGUGAAUUUGUAGCCACCAUGUUUUUUUUUUUUUGGAGGGGGGGAGUGUUUGUUUACUUGUUAUUGUUUCCUGACUUUAAUUUCAGUUCAUGUUGUGAGCUGCCUGACGGGUGAAUGAAAAGUAAAGGCACUCAUCUGGAUGAGAAGAGAGUUUCUUUGUGCUCCUGUGAGACGUGUUACAGCUCUCCCGCUCCUCCCAGCCUGGUUCCUCUCCAUUUCUAGGAUGCCGGAAGGCCCAGAGCUGUUUCUAGCCAGCCGGUACAUCAAUGCCAAGUGUGGAGAACUCCUUUUCUCAGGAAAGGUGGAGAAGUCGGAGGUGAGCAAGAAUCCAGAAGUGCCCUUUGAAAGCGACGGGUACACCAUCUCGGCCGUGUCGCGGGGCAAGGAGCUGAAGCUCACGCUAGUGCCGGUCCAGCGGAAGACUUCCUCCCUCCCUCCUCCUCCUCCCCCCAGGCCGGUCUGUCCGGCCCAGGGGCAGAAGGGCGCGCGGGAGUCCAUGGAUCUCGUCUUCCGCUUUGGCAUGUCCGGCGGCUUCAGGCUGGUCCCUGUGGCUGAGCUGCCCAAGCAUGCGCACUUGCGCUUCUACACCAAGGAGCGGCCGCCUCAGGCCCUCUGCUACGUGGACGUCCGGCGCUUCGGCCGGUGGGAGGUGAACGGCACCUGGCAGGCCGACCGAGGGCCGUGUGUGAUGCUGGAGUAUGAGAAGUUCAGGGAGCAUGUGCUGAGGAAUCUAUCCGACAAGGCUUUCGACAAGCCGAUCUGCGAGGCUUUGCUAAAUCAGAAGUUCUUCAACGGCAUCGGCAACUACCUGCGGGCCGAAAUCCUGUACCGGUUAAAAAUCCCUCCCUUUGAGAAGGCCCGGACCGUCCUGGAGGACCUGCAGCAUCGGGGACAGACCUCCGGCAUGACGCUGAGCAGAAAGGUGGCAACGAAACGGGCGAACCCCGACUUGCUGGAGCUCUGCCACAUGCUCCCGAAGGAGGUUGUCCAACUAGGUGGGAAAGGUUAUGACCCAGAAAGUGCACAGGAUUCCACGGCCUUUGAGGAGUGGCUGCAGUGCUACUCUGUUCCGGGCAUGAAGUCCCUGAGUGACUCCAACAACAGAACCAUCUGGUUCCAGGGCGAUCCUGGACCAAUGGCCCCCAAAAAGGGAAAAUCACGCAAGAAACGGGUGCAGGUAAAGGAGGAUCCUGAUGCGCCAAGUCCAAAGGUAACAGAGCCAGCAGCCAGGAGAAAUUCCAGGAUCAGCGCUCCUCAAGACGGCGCUGUGCGAAUGAGGAAGGCCGGAGGGCGGAAGGGGAGCAAAGUGGUCCAGGAAACAGAGGACGCUGCUGUGAAAACUGGGGCCAGGACACCGAAUACCAGAGCAAGAAGAAAAAUCUCUGUCUUGCCGGAGUCUCCACCAAAGGGUUCUCCAGCCGAGUCCCGGAAAAAGCGCACAUCGGCUCAGAAAAGGAGGGCCAGAGCUGCUGCUACCACAAGAUCCAGGCGAGCGAAGGCUCAGUGACCUGAUGCAGAAUGGCCCCCUCGCGUAUUAUGGUCUGGUCCCUGUGCUGCUGACCUAGGAGAAGGGAGCCAGAGCAGCUCUUUGUACGCAGCUUGCCCGUGCGGCUUUCUGGAUCUUUACCCUACAGCAUCUGGCUUUUUGCAAACAAGAUGGCUGAUCCGUGGACACUCGAGGGGGAUUGUGGUUGCUUGGCUGUUUCCGGGCUUCUGAAUUCUGUUCUGGGCCACAGAAGAGCAGCGGCAUUGCUUCCCUGCGGCACUCUGUACCCGUUUAUUUUCUGAAAUCCUGCUAGAGGUGCGGUCCUGGGUUCACAGCUUUUGCUCAAGCCAGCAAGUGGGAACCUUGCCUGUGAGUGAGGCUGGCGGGAGACCUUCUUACCAUGAGCCUUAAAAGCUGAAGGUGUGGUAUCACUUCCCAGCACACCUCUCCCGUUCAGCCUUUUUAGAAUUGCACCGUUGUGCGGUACGCAAGGGGAAAGAGCAAGCCGGCUAUCGGUUAUCCCACCAUCUGCUUCAGCAAAGACUUGGGGGGCGGGGGGUUGUGGAGCUGCAUGUUUGCAUCGAAUUGGUUUUCUGGAAGAGGUGACCCUGGUACUCCUCCUGAAGGGCGUGUGUGUGCAUGCGCUCAAAUCUGAUUUAAAGUUAAAACCUUAAAGGUAAAGGCACCUUUUAAAAAUGAAUAUAGCAUCAUAGCAGUGGGGGGAUUUAACCCCUUCUUCCCCUGCUGCAGUCUGCAGAAAAAGCCUUCCUCCUACUGGACACUUUCCCUGUUCCCCAAACCCAGAUUUGGCACCCAUGAGAAACAUGUCUCACCGUGCGAACAUCCGCUUCGGAAGACAGAUUUUCCUUGGGACUCCAGCGGGAGAGAAAAGCGUGAAGUCUCUCCUUUGGACCUGCUGCAGUUCCGAUAAUAAUCAACCCCAGUCCUGCUUUAUGAUAUUUGCAUUUUUAAAAGAGGUGCUGUUCCUGAAAUGCAAAGGCAGCUGUAUGCUCUCAUGUAAAUCAAAUGGCUACAGCUUUUCUCUUGUACUUUCUGGAAGGAAUUCCUUUCUGGGGCUGAAGAAUCACACAAACCAUUCAAACACAAGCUUCAGCUAAGAUGGCCAAGUAGUCUAGAGAUGCUUUUGUCCCAAUACGAAGGGAAAGUGGGUCAUUUUACCUAUCUCCUAGACCGCAAGUGGCAUGAUUUAAUGGUUGCUUAAAUGAAAUGUUCCUCUUUCUUUGGUGAUCACCUCUUCUCUUGGAUGAACAUUUUUAAAGUGCUUUUAUAAAGGAAAUCUGCUUUUUGAUGCUAAUAAAGAUUUGUUUUCUUGAAAGAA
This is a messenger RNA of Varanus komodoensis (Komodo dragon), 3389 nucleotides long. RefSeq names its product nei like DNA glycosylase 1 (gene NEIL1). Gene Ontology annotation, biological process: base-excision repair. Lineage: Eukaryota; Metazoa; Chordata; Lepidosauria; Squamata; Varanidae. Gene Ontology annotation, cellular component: nucleus. The coding region runs from base 704 to 2071 and encodes 455 amino acids. Gene Ontology annotation, molecular function: zinc ion binding; DNA-(apurinic or apyrimidinic site) endonuclease activity; DNA N-glycosylase activity. The transcript is spliced from 9 exons. The record is from RefSeq and is a predicted model, not a curated record.